Telopea speciosissima is the source of this 2223-nucleotide messenger RNA. RefSeq names its product receptor-like serine/threonine-protein kinase At2g45590. The record is from RefSeq and is a predicted model, not a curated record. NCBI's taxonomy places the organism in Eukaryota, Viridiplantae, Streptophyta, Magnoliopsida, Proteales, Proteaceae. The coding region runs from base 68 to 2200 and encodes 710 amino acids. Gene Ontology annotation, molecular function: ATP binding; protein kinase activity. The transcript has a single exon. Gene Ontology annotation, biological process: protein phosphorylation.
CACCAACAGUGACCAGUUAGUUAUGGGGAUUUAUGUCUCUUGAGCGUUUCUUUCGUUUGCUUCCGCCAUGCCGUCACGCCAACCUCCGCCACCGUCGUUGGUCUCACUAAGCGUCACAGCACCACCGCCACCUGAUCCUCCAAAUACUGAAGCAACUCAACUGCACGAUCACCACCACCACAGCGGUUCUCAUCUUAUUCCACCGAUCGCCGGUGCCGCCGCUGCUCUAUCUAUUUUUUUAUUUCUAGCGGUUCUUUAUCGGAAAUUGUCCCGUAAAAGGACGGUACCUGCCGAUCUAAAGCCUCCUCAUCGCUUCUCCUACACCCUUCUCCGCCGCGUCACUUCUUCCUUCUCCUCCUCCAACCGACUAGGCAAAGGUGGCUUUGGUUCCGUCUACCGUGGUACCCUCCCCUCCGGUCAAGAAAUCGCCGUCAAGGUUAUGGAUUCUGGUUCUUUACAGGGGGAGCGGGAGUUCCAGAACGAGUUGUCACUCGCAGGGAAGAUCGAUUGCGACCGUGUGGUGUCCCUCCUCGGCUUCUCCUGUGACCGGAAGCGUCGACGGAUGUUGCUUGUGUAUGAACUUAUGCAUAACCGGAGCUUGCAGGAUGCCCUGCUUGAUUGCAAGCGUCCAGAGUUGAUGGAGUGGAAGAGGCGGUUAGCCAUUGCCAUCGACAUUGCUAAAGGUCUUGAGUUCCUUCACACCGUCUGCGAUCCCCCCGUGAUUCAUGGCGAUAUCAAGCCCAGUAAUAUCUUGUUGGAUAGUUACUUCUCUGCCAAGAUUGCUGAUUUCGGUCUUGCCCGAUUGAAGACUGAGGAGAACUCCGAUGCCGUCGCCCUGGAGGUUGUCGAGAAUGAUGCGCCAAAGGUUAAUACGGAUAAUGGAUCUAAGGGGAAAAAGGUAGAGAGAUUGGAGAUUAAUGGCGCGGGUGGAGGCGACGACAACGGAUCUAUACUUGAAGAGACUGAGAGCGUGACGACAACUUAUGAAGACGCCAAUGCUGGUGUGGAGCAGUCGCCUGAGAGUUUCAGGAGGAUUUCCGAUGCUGAAGCAUCACCGGAGACGACCUUUGUGGCAGAGGCGUCCCCUUCGGAGAUCUUGGACAAGACGAGUGUGUCGGAGGGUUAUUUCGAUAAGCUCAGUGUUGAGAGUAGCAAGGAUACAAUUGGCGGCGGGGAGAACCGGAGGGGAGGAAGGAAGAAGAGUGUUUCAGGGAAGGAUUGGUGGUGGCGUCAAGAAAAUGGCGGAGGUGCGUCUGACUCAGGGGGCGUCAAGGACUAUGUGAUGGAGUGGAUUGGAAAUGAGAUUAAGAAGGAGAAACCCAAGAGCGAUUGGGUUACUGCUUCAGCUUCUGCCGAUGAGGCUACAGGUACGGUUACGGUGAAGCCCAGUGUGAAGUCAGAACGGAAGAAACAGAGGCGUAUGGAGUGGUGGACUUGCUUGGAUGAGGAGAAUAUCCCAAAGAAGGAAAAGAGCCGACAGCCGCGAGAGUGGUGGCGAGAGGAGUUCUGUGAAGAACUUGCCAAGAAAAAUAAGACAAAGGCCCCCAAGUCCAGAAGCGGUAGUAGUGCAGGCGACCUUUGGUGGCAGAGAGAUGAGGAUUUGGUUCCUGAGAGGAGGAAGAAGAACCGUAGCAGGAGUAGUCGGAGCAGUGUGGAUUGGUGGUUAGAUGGGCUCAGCGGAGAGUUUCGGAACGGUGGUCGGCGCAACAGCGUGGACUGGGCCAGCGGAGAGAUCCCCAAGAGCGGCGGUGUCAGCAGCACCCCAAGCAUGAGAGGUACCGUCUGCUACAUCGCCCCCGAGUACGGCGGUGGUGGGCAGCUCUCGGAGAAAUGCGAUGUGUACAGCUUUGGGGUUCUGUUGUUAGUUCUCAUCGCUGGGCGAAGACCUCUCCAGGUAACUGGUUCACCCAUGUCUGAAUUCGAACGAGCAAAUCUCAUUUCAUGGACUCGUCAUCUUGCCCGUACUGGAAAGUUGCUGGACCUUGUCGAUCCAUCCAUUCAGUCUUUAGACCGAGAACAAGCCCUCCUCUGCAUCACGAUCGCACUCAUUUGCUUACAACGUUCGCCUGUGCAUCGGCCCUCCAUGAAAGAAGUCGUAGCCAUGCUUUCCGGUGAGUCUGAGCCUCCCCACCUGCCAUUUGAAUUCUCCCCUUCACCACCCUCUAAUUUCCCGUUCAAGUCCAGGAAGAAGGCCCGGUGAGUUAUUUGAUCACCCUCCCGGCA